GGCAUCCAAGUGACCCGAUAAGAUGGCUGACCAACCGGAGCGCCAAGCCCUGCGCCACAAUUACACGCAGAGCGCGCCUCCAGAGUUCAGCUCCAUCGUUCAGUCCGCCGAGCAGCCAGUUAACUCCGCCUGUCAUCUCCUCUACACAACUUAAACCAACCAACCCACCUGCGUCCACUCAUCGUCCAUCCAUGAACCAAACUGCCGUUUAAUACCCGCAGAUAUAUAUCCCUCACUUUCGCCAUACCAGCCCCCCAUACCCACGUAGAGAGGAUCAAAUUCCUGUUCUUGUGGACACGCUCUCUGUCUUAUUAUUAUUGCACCAGCAGACGGUAUAUCUGUCUUAUUCCACGAAGACGAAAAGAAGAUCGAGACUAAGAGAUAUACAUAGCUCCAGACCAAGAGAUAGAGAAACACCAUUACCCGUCAAAGUUAUUUUACGUCUCUUUUAGUACGGCCACCCUGUUUCCGGAAACGACAAAAUGGCCAUCUGUCUUACAUUCGGGACCCAAGAAUUUACGUCCCGCCUGAAGGGGUAUGAAAAUGUCACUGCACAAUGCCAUAACUGCGGAAAUUGGUCCGCGCAUUGCGCCACAAGAUGGCCUUGGUUUACUGUUUGCUUCAUUCCCGUUAUUCCUCUAUCAACUCGCAAAUAUAAGGAGGUAACCUGCCAUGUAUGCCACUUCGCACAGGAUCUAAGCAAUCGACCAGAUGUCCAAUCGCAAGCCGGUGGAGGCCCACCGGCUCAACCACUAGGACCAUAUCAAGGGCCCCCUGGAUGGGGACCCCAAGGCCCAGGAGCCCCGGGAGGGCCAGGAGCACCAGGACAACCGCAGCCGGGUUACUGGUAUAAGUAACCUACGGAACUAGGAGCGUCCUUUUGGCCUUGGUCGGACCCGUUUCUUUUCUUCUCCCCUCUUCCUCCGCUUCUCCUGUUUAUGUUUUCUGGCUCACUUAUAUCUCUUUUGUCUUGCUGUACUUUAUGAGCUGUUUCGCUCCUUCCAUUCUUUUGUUGUGUUGGUUUUCGACCUUUCCAAUCUCCCCUUACCACCCAGUUUAUGGGAUAUCUCGAUACUCUCAUGGUCGCAUCGCCAAUAUACGUUUACAUACCCAACUGUUUAUUGAAACUUGCUUAUUGAUGGGGGAUUUUUAUCUUUUCUCCUAGUUUCCUUAGUUUAGUUGCUUUCUACUUGGGCGUGGUUUUUGGGUACGGAUGUCUUAUAAUAAGAUACGGAGUUGCAUUUGGUGGGCUUAAUAGGAAUAGGACUCGAGCAGUUAUCAUCAGUAAUAGAAUUAUUUUAUUUAUCCCAAGCGGCACACUUUCAUACGAUUUUGCUCAAUCAUCAUCCGUGUUGCUUUUCUGUUAAUUCAUUCGCAAAGGGGGCAAAUGAUGUCACGAUAUGCAAUGUCUGUGGAUGCUGAAAGUAAAUUGAAGGAAAGGUAAAUAAAUAAGAAAUGACUAGCUGAGAGCAAGGGUAAAAAUGACAAAAAAAUAGACAACAUGAAGGCAAUAAGAACAAACCAUAAAAAGAAGAGAGUAAAAGGAGAAAGCGUUUCGUUAAUCGUUCAUUCCAAGCUCCAGCU
Messenger RNA from Blastomyces gilchristii SLH14081, 1584 nucleotides. RefSeq lists its product as uncharacterized. Bases 483 to 857 code for a protein of 124 amino acids. The record is from RefSeq and is a predicted model, not a curated record. Lineage: Eukaryota; Fungi; Ascomycota; Eurotiomycetes; Onygenales; Ajellomycetaceae. The transcript is spliced from 9 exons.